Molecule: messenger RNA, 2071 nt
Organism: Lepidothrix coronata (blue-crowned manakin)
Lineage: Eukaryota; Metazoa; Chordata; Aves; Passeriformes; Pipridae
Product: 5-hydroxytryptamine receptor 5B-like
Exons: 2
Coding region: 281-1132 (283 amino acids)
Biological process (GO): adenylate cyclase-activating adrenergic receptor signaling pathway; chemical synaptic transmission; G protein-coupled receptor signaling pathway, coupled to cyclic nucleotide second messenger
Cellular component (GO): dendrite; plasma membrane
Molecular function (GO): neurotransmitter receptor activity; G protein-coupled serotonin receptor activity
Source: RefSeq, a predicted model, not a curated record
GGCGGGGCGGGAGCGGCGGUGCCGCCCUCCCUCCAUCCCUCCCCGUGCCUGCUCUUCGCUGCCGUCCCGCGGAGCCCUCUGCUCUCCUGCAGCCGCCCGGGAUGGUUGUGAGGAGCGGCGGGCGGGAGCCGCGGGCUACGCUGGAGCGGCGGCACAUGGCAGGCGGGCGCUGAGGGAGGCGCGUCCCGGUGCGGGCUCCCGCCCGCCGGCAGCGGGGCUGGGGACUGUGCCGGCGGCCUGGGAAGGGGGAAGAGUGAGGGGUCGCACCCCGGUCCCGGGCAUGGCGGAGACACUGAGCCCCUGCAGCCCACGGGGCCAGUGCCAGCCCGGCAUGGGCGCCAACGCCUCGUCCGCCAACAUGGACACCAACGCCUCCUCCUCGGCCGCCCCCGCGCUGAUGGGCGGCAGCGCGUGGAGGGGCCGGGAGCCCUUCUCCAUCUUCACCGUCCUCGUCCUGACCCUGCUGGUGCUCCUCACCGUGGCCACCUUCCUCUGGAACCUGCUGGUGCUGGCGACCAUCCUGCGGGUGAAGGCCUUCCACCGGGUGCCCCACAACCUCGUGGCCUCCACGGCGGUGUCGGACGCGCUGGUGGCGGCGCUGGUGAUGCCGCUGAGCCUGGUGAAGGAGCUUUCGGCCGGGCGGCGGUGGCGGCUGGGCCGGGAGCUGUGCCUCGUGUGGGUCAGCUUCGACGUGCUGUGCUGCACCGCCAGCAUCUGGAACGUGACGGCCAUCGCCCUGGACCGCUACUGGUCCAUCACCCGCCACCUGCAGUACACGCUGCUCACCCGCCGCCGCAUCUCCAACGUGAUGAUCGCACUCACCUGGCUGCUCUCCGCCGCCAUCUCCCUCGCCCCCCUCUUCGGCUGGGGCGAGACCUACAGCCCUGAGCAGGAGCGCUGCCAGGUCAGCCAGGACCCCUCCUACACCAUCGUCUCCACCGGCGGGGCUUUCUACCUGCCCCUCUGCGUGGUGCUGUUCGUCUACUGGAAGAUCUACAAGGCGUCCAAGUUCCAUAUGGGGGGCCGCAGGAGGAACGCCGUGGUGCCCCUGCCCGAGGCUGCCCAGACCUUGGAGGUGCAGGACAAACACACGGAUUACCUGCCACGAAGGACCAAUAAUAGCAAUCAUUAAAGCUAUAAGGAACAUUUUAAAUCAAGGGAUUUUGUCAGAAGCUCCUUGGUAACAUGUUUUCUAUGACACUGCUAGGAACAUAGGAAUUGGGAACAUACAGCUCUUGGAACAUGUAGCCAUUUAGUAGUAGUGAUUCACUGGGGACAGACAAACAAGUGAAGGGGCAUUGAACUGUAACUGCUGAUCAAUGUACAGAAGAAUAAAUUCUGAAACUAAAACCAAACUCCUUUGUGUCUGUAGAAGAAUUUGUACUUGAGAUCUCAUUUCCUUCAUUUACUCUAUUAUUCUCCCUGGAAAGCAGUCAUCUCUGUACUUCUCAGAGCCUGUUGUCCUGGAAAUAACAGAUUUCAUGAAUGCAGAGCCUAAUUCUGGCCUCAGAGUAGCAGUCCCUUCAUACCAGCUAUUUCCCCACUGCUCCUGACUCGUAGAUCCUGGAGCAGUGCCUGGGAAGAUGGAAGGAAGUCAGUGCCCAAGGCAUAGUGUGCUGCUGAACACUGAGUGAGAACAGUGUUCAACAGCACAGAGAUGUUCCCAGAUGAGAGGUGUCCCUGCUAUAACCCAAGCAUCUCCAUGGACUGCUUUAAUUUACAGCCUGUGACCACGUUUUCCACUGCCACAGCCUGCUCAUCAGCAGGCCUAAAACGAGCUUGUCCCUCAUUUCAUGUGGUGCAGGGAUAAUGGUCAGGUAUUGUGGCUUAUGUUAGAAAUUGGAGUCAUGCAAAGCCUCCAGGAUUGGCACUGAGAACUGCAGAUGUGGUAUAGCCAGAGCUGUGUUUAGUUCAAGUAAAUCACAACUGGCAGGGCUGGAAAGCAGCCACGUAAUCUUUUGACCUGUGCUCUUGUUCAGACAAAGCCAAAUUAAGGUGGAUUACCCUGUGCCUGCAUAGGGGAGGGAAUCCUUCAGCACAGCUCCCCUGCCAGCACUGUGUACCCCAACAG